Folsomia candida is the source of this 4294-nucleotide messenger RNA. Its product is annotated as vacuolar protein sorting-associated protein 13-like. Gene Ontology annotation, biological process: protein retention in Golgi apparatus; protein targeting to vacuole. Gene Ontology annotation, cellular component: extrinsic component of membrane. The coding region runs from base 2097 to 4205 and encodes 702 amino acids. The transcript is spliced from 8 exons. The record is from RefSeq and is a predicted model, not a curated record. Lineage: Eukaryota; Metazoa; Arthropoda; Collembola; Entomobryomorpha; Isotomidae.
CAUGUUUCAAGGGACGGAGGAAGUCCAUGUUAUUACAACUCGACUAAUCUCCCACGAAAUCUCCCAAUCUUCCUCCACUCAUAACGACAUCAGCUGCAUUACGCAAUCGAAACUUGGUUUACACUGCACGUUCAAAAUUACGACCAUGAUAUGACUACUGCUUGGAUCGACUCUGGGUCUGGGGAGGUGCUGGGUGCGGUGGAGAAAGCAAUAACUUCUGACUGACGGAUGUGGGGCACAUUGAGAACAAAGUCGAGUCAGAUGGCUGAUUUUUCUUUGCAUUUAUUGAGUUAUCCAUUUCUCUCUCUCGUGCCGUAUGUCACAUAUCCCACCUCGAACUUAUAAGCAUAUAAUGGCGUCCAUAUAUGACCGGCAAAGUAUGCAAUGCAAGUGAUAUGUAAUGGUGUGUGGGGCCGAGUCAUUAAUUUUUGGGGACACGUCGUAAAUCUCCCCUUUUGAGAUGGGAUCUUUGCUAUGCCAGCAGGAGCCAAGCCGACACACUGCUGCUGCUGACUUUCACCAAAACUCUUUCACGCCUCCUCCUCCCACUUGCCUAAUUCUGAUAAUUCUCGUAAUUUCGUUUGAAAUCGCACCUUAUCACGAUAUCAACCAUACCGUCCAUCCAUCCAUCCAUCCAUGCUAUUACUUUCAGGAGUGGUCGGUCAGCACAUGUGAAUACUGAGCUCUGGAUAAAUGAGACGUUGUUUCAACUCCACAGUUGUGUUUUCUCUUGCGACUGCUGCUGCCAUGCCGUCUGUAAAAUUGAGAUGGAGGCGAGUGGGAAGAAGUCAAUAAAUAAAGAGGAGCAAGUGUUUGGAUUUGAAGGGAUGGAGGCAAGUGGAGGUAAUUAUGUAUCGUGCGGCCAUGGAGUGGAGGCAGUUGGUCGUACAUACAACUUGCGAAGUGUACAGUGGGUGAAUUAUGGGAGGAGUGUGUGUAUCGCAAUCCAGGACGGAAUGCGAUACACACGGAACACUACGACUCGUGGCGUCCUGAUAUGGUUGUAAUUAAGCACUCGGUUAAUGAGGGAGCGCACUCUGGACAUAAAUUACGACUCCUCAGCCACCGACGCCAAUCUUACGUAUUCUCAUCCCCGCACGGUCUUCAGAGAGCCGUGGUAGCAACAAUGCAGCCACGGUGGAGAAGGAGGCAGAUGCCCAAACCAACUUUCGCCGGCUUCGAGAGAGAGAGAGAGAAGAGCUGUGUUGUGUCACUUUAAAUUCAUGUUUGAUUCAAAGGAUUAUUCUCCGUUUUAGUGAUCCCACCAACAAGAACAACAAAUGGUUGUUGGCUGGGAAUCGAUACACUGCUCCGAACCAAAGACCAUCCUCUGAUUCCUUCCCUUUGAGUAUUGGUGCUCACUCUCCGGCUCAGUCGUCGUCGUCGGAGACAAAGCAGAAGAAUUCAACUUGAUGGUUGAUCGAGAUCACUGAUUAACGUCUGCACUUGGGACUUUUUAUCACAUCAGCGAAACAAUGCUGCUACGGGUCUGGUAAUAACUCUUCCAUUUCAGAAAUGAUCAUUUAGAAAGCAGAGCCGUGUUCAUCAAACACACAGCUCAAGGAUUCCACUUUUACCCGUGUGCACCCUUUCUCUCAAGGUAGCCACCAUUAAUUGACACUCUUCGCAAGACUAGUUCCUGUAACCUUUCAUAUAUUUCACUGGAUCCAUCGUUGAGGGCAAAAUAAAAGUCUCGAAAUGAAAUCAAUCGAUCCUGAAGCUUUUUUUGUUCAAUGUUUACAGCAGCAUUUCUCAUUUUACUCAUUUUAUUAUACGUUUGCCUCCUCCCCUGACAAGCUUACCAUUCCAUGCGAGGAAAAAUGCUUCAAAUUAUAACGGUCUUACGGUCUUUUUAGAUCUUGGCCAUCCAGUAAAAAAGCCGAGGGACGACUAAAAAUUAAGCCAUGUUGCAUGACAACAGCACAAUAGUGUCUUCAUCCAUUUUAUUCCAAUAGCGCUAAUACCGAGAUGUUCAAAAUACGUUCAAAAUUCUAAACCAGUAAAUUCCUCACUUACAAUUUGAUAUCAAAGGAAAAGAUGAUCUAGCGACCACGACUUUCACUCCAUCGUGAGUAAAUACAUCCGCUGCAAAUAGCAUGCUCAAAGAUCUCGUUCUCCGUGUGCUCAACCAAACUGUAGGCGAGUACUUUGAGAAUAUUGAUGCUUCACAACUUCAACUCUCCGUGUUCUCAGGAAAUAUUGCUCUGCAUGACUUAGUUUUAAAACGCAACAUUUGUGAGAGCUUGGGACUUCCAUUUCGUGUGAUUUCUGGCCGAUGCGCAAACUUGAAUCUGAAAAUUCCAUGGACUGGUCUGAACAGUCACCCCGUGGAAGUUGAUAUCCGAGACAUUUAUCUCCUCGUGGUCCCCGGCUCCUCCCUCCCCUACGACGAGGAGGUGGAGGAAAAGGCACGUCUGCGACUCAAACUCCAACUCUUGGAGAACAUUGAAGCUGCCCAGAAGGAACUGACGUCGAACGAACAUGCUACAGAACCAGGCUACUUUGAAAAGCUGGGUAUGCAAAUCGUGAAAAACUUGCAAAUUAGGGUAGAGUCGAUCCACCUUCGUUACGAGGAUGAGUAUACGAAUCCGAGCAAAAACUUUGCCAUUGGUCUCGUCCUCUCCAAACUCUCCAUUCUGACCACAAACAGCGAGUGGAUACCGCGAUAUGUGUACGACAAAGCGGCCACUGUGCACAAACUGCUCAGUUUGGAGGGGUUCGCUCUCUACUGGAACUGCAACUCCCUCAUGGUGUCAAAAGCCGAGUUGGACGUCGACGCCAGGGUCGAGAGACUCAAAGAAAUUCUCAAACGCGGAAAGUUCGACAGCCUUUUUGGACCGAUCUCGAUCGUGACCAAGGUUCGUCUGGCCAUUAACCCGGAGAAGGGCCCCAAACCCUUCACCGUUCCCAAAAUUCUCUUUGACACGGUGGUGGAAGAGCUGGCCAUCGGAAUUUCCAACUUGCAGUUUCAGGAUAUGCUUCACAUGGCAGCCUCGUGGGAGGGUAUAUACCGGAUGCAGUACUACCGCAAGUACAGGCCGCAUGGCAAAGCAUACAAAGGAAAUUAUCGCCUUUGGUGGAGAUUUGCGUACAACUGCAUUCUCGAAGAUAUUCAACGACGGCGGAAUAAUUGGAGAUGGAUACGAAUGCUGCAUCAUCGGCGGGAUUGCAAACAAUAUCACAAGGUUUUGUACUCAAAGAACAUUUUGAAGAAGACCAAUCCCCAAAUGGAGGCCGAGAUUGAAGCCUUGGAAAAUCGGUUGGACAUUUUCAACAUACUUCUGAUCCGCAAGCAGAUUGACUUGUUUCGGGCACGUCGAAGUCGUGAAGAAGAGAAGCUGUUGCAAGAACAGAGUUGGUGUGACUGGUUUCGAAGCUGGGUAGUCCCCAGUCCGGAAAUGGAAGCCUUUCACUCCCCCCAAGAACCCAUCACACCCGACGAUAUGAGCUCAGAGGAGAAGCGUGCUCUUCUCGUAGCCAUCGGCUUCACGGAUGCCACAAAUCUCGUCGUCUUGCACACGCCUCCCGACUAUGUCGACGCCCAUGUUGACUUUCGCUUGGACAAGUUGAAAGUGAUCAUCACCCAAGAUGACCGUCGCUGGAACGUUCGCCGGUCAGUGUCUGAGGGGACGAAGAGUACGAUUAUGGACCUUCAAAUUACCCGCUGUGAACUCGCCCUCGACUCACGCCCCAUCAACCACGGGCUUAAGGUCACUUUCAAGUUGGAAAGCAUUGACGUGUACGGCGGUGACGCACCCGAGGACGAAGAUGACGACGAGGGCAGUACUCCACACAUUGUCGCCCCUCGCAGGGCGGAAGGCGUGAGUAAUCUGCUGGACGUCGUUUAUGAACAAGCACCGCUCAACUCGGAGUUUGAUCAGAGGCUCCGGGUUCACGGUCACCCUUUGGACAUUACAUAUGACUCGGCCACGGUUCACAAGCUCAUCGCCUGCUUCACACUUCCCAAGCACGUGGCCCUCCAGCGACUCCAGUCCAAGGCCAUGUUGACCUACAAGCAGCUCAAGGCGCGGUCGAGUACUUCGCUCAGGAGGAUAAUGGAGAGUCAUGAGAAGUUCGAGAUGGACAUUCACCUCGAGGCCCCGUGCCUAAUUAUUCCUCAGUUUGGCUUCUCUCCAACGACACUCAACGUGAUCGUAGUGGAAUUGGGCGAGCUGAUCAUUACGAGUCAGUUACUACAAAUCUGAAAGAAUCUAAAAAGUUUGAAUUUGACUAAUAAAUUCAAUGACCAAUGCGACCAAAAUCAAGAGAAUGUACGAAAUAGAUAAUAACCUGC